AUUUCUCCAAUUAACAUAUAUUCUUUCAAUUUCUAUAUAUUUACCUAGAAUCAGACACAAUGGGCGACAAGAAGCGCAAGCUCACGCAGAACCCUCACGAGAAGGCGUCGAAGGAUAAGAAGGAAAAGAAGGAAAAGAAGGAGAAGAAGUCCAAGUUGCGCGAUGCUGAGGAGAGUGUGAACGGAAAGGACACCGAGGAGAAGGCCGAGGAGGUGAAGGAAGAGAAGAAGGAGAAGAAGGAGAAGAAGGAGAAGAAGGAGAAGAAGGAGAAGAAGGAGAAGAAGGAGAAGAAGGACAAGAAGGAAAAGAAUGACAAGAAAGAAAAGAAGGAAAAGAAGGAAAAGAAGGAAAAGAAGGCAAAGAAGGAAACGUCUGAAGAGGAGGAGGCCGAGGACAAGGCCGCUCCCGCUGCUGAGGAAGAGACCGCAGACGCAAUGGAUGUGGAUGCAGAAUCCACCGAAAAUAAGGACGAAGAGAAGAAGGAGGAGACCCUGGAGGAAAAGAGAGAGAGAAGGAAGAAGAACAAGAAGGACAAGAAAGAGAAAAAGGCACAGGAGGCCGCCGAAAACGCCAAGCAACAAGAGCAACAAUCUGAAGGGCAGCAAGAGCAGCAAGACGAAGAACAACAGAAAUCCUCCCGCUUCAUUGCUUUCGUCGGAAACCUCCCCUACUCCGCAAACAACGAGACCAUCAAAGAGCACUUCGUCAAAACCCCCCCCGCCUCGAUCCGCGUCGCUACCGAAAAGGACAAGCCCACCAGAUGCCGCGGUUUCGCAUUCAUCGAGUUCGAGAACUUUGAUCGCAUGAAGACUUGCUUGAAGCUGUACCACCACUCUAUGUUCAAUGACGGGAAGUAUCCGCCGAGGAGGAUUAAUGUGGAGUUGACUGCUGGUGGAGGCGGAAAAUCCGACUACCGCCAGUCCAAGAUCGAGACUAAGAACAAGAAACUGAACGACGAGCGCCAACGCACCUCGAAGCAGAUGUCUAAGGAGAAGGACAGGAAAACUCGCCACAAGAACGGCGAGGAAGAGGGUGAUGCUCAGGCUGCUGGAGACCCGGACGAUAAUUUCGCCGGUGUGCAUCCUAGCCGGAGGAUUCGCUUGCCGUGAGCGUUGCAUUUUUGAUAUUUUGUUUGUUUGGGUUGGUUUACUACUAAAAGCAGUUGUUUUUCAUUAUCAUUGUUUGCCUCGAGAUAUCCUUUCUGCUCUCCCUGUCUGGA
Aspergillus glaucus CBS 516.65 is the source of this 1219-nucleotide messenger RNA. Its product is annotated as RNA-binding protein. Gene Ontology annotation, molecular function: RNA binding. The transcript is spliced from 4 exons. The coding region runs from base 60 to 1109 and encodes 349 amino acids. Lineage: Eukaryota; Fungi; Ascomycota; Eurotiomycetes; Eurotiales; Aspergillaceae. The record is from RefSeq and is a predicted model, not a curated record.